Molecule: messenger RNA, 981 nt
Organism: Spodoptera litura
Lineage: Eukaryota; Metazoa; Arthropoda; Insecta; Lepidoptera; Noctuidae
Source: RefSeq, a predicted model, not a curated record
AACUCAUGUUACUCAUAAACAGAGGAGAACAGGUUUUCUACUCCUGUAGUUUUAAUAGAUUCCGACCACAGGUUGAUGAAGGUUACGUAGUUGAAUUGUUAACGAUAAAAGAAAUAAUAACGACGUCCUGUCAAAUCAAAUAGGUGUAAUCAUUGUACAUAUAUAGAUCCGUUAAAGUUAAUAUCUUAUAACAAGGUUAUCUUAUCGUUUUAGGUUGCGACCUAUUAAAGAGUUAGUUAAGAGAGUUAAGUAUGCAUUACAGUCGUAAUUAUUAUGUGGUUCAACAAACUAUUGCUAUUUGUGCUAUUUACUUUCGUCGCGCCGAGCGAUGACAACGAUGAGCCUGUUUUAUAUUAUUAUGGUCUUGAGGAGAGUGAGCGCAGUCUACCACCGUGCAAUGAUCGUCAAGCGUGUUCAGCGUUGAUACUGCGGUACUGGCGUGCACCCGCGCUGGUGCGACUGUGUCGCUGUGCGCGUCGCAUGCGUUGUGACACUCGAGCGCAUAACGACAGUCUAAUUGAACUUAACAAUCGAGCUCAUUUACAGUUCUGUAAACCUGUAACUGACUGGCCGGAAUGUAAAAUAAACGAAAAUGCCUUAAGCAUAGCAACGACAUACCAACGUAUGAAUCCUGAUGAACUUGAGGAAAUGCAUCACAUGAAUAUGCAGCUCACACCACCAAACAUAACAUUUAACUGUCGGUGUCGUAACCCUAAUUACUGGAAGCUAUCUUCCACUGAAGAUACCAAUCGUAAAUACCGGUGUGCGUCACUUCCACUAUGCAAAACUGGAGAGUUUUGCGGAAAUGUAAACCAUGACCUAAACGCGCUGUACCAGUCGUGUUUAUGCCCAAGACACCACAUAUGUGUGCACAACGGCGGUGUAACCCACAUGCACAUCUCUGAGUUGCUUUACGAAGGUAGAGGAUGGAAAGCUUACUGUCAAAGGAUAGAAAGCGACGACAGUUACGAAGAUUAUUAA